CACCAAGGCGAACGUCGAUAUAGCCGUACCACCACGCGAAGAGUCAUAUCCAUGACAGAGGCCCAGACUUAUAAGUAGAUUGUUGACACAGAAUACAACGAACCUAAAAAGAUAUUUACAUAUCUGUCAGCCAACGAUGAUCGAGCAGUCCGUGUCAGCCACUGAGCUUGAUACAUAAAAAAGCUUGUUCUUCACGUUCUCCGACCCAAUCCAUUUUUGUUCUUCGACUUCAACUUCUUCUCUUACACUCGUUGCUUGCAUCUGCUACCCCACAUUCGUUCAUAAUGCGCUCCCUUUCAAUGCUCGCUCUCGUGCUCCCUGCCGUGCUCGCAGUGCCUCUUGAAGUUACCACUCAUCACCAAUAUUCACCUUCCUCCUGUGUCAUCGCAGACGUCACUUAUCCAGACCCUCGGCACGCCCUCGUGCUCCUUGGCAGACGAGAACUCAACCCUCCCGCCGGACUAUCCGAGCGCACUUUCAUCGACCUCCUAGUCUGGUGCCACGAGUUUGGUCGUUCAUACUCUGGUAUACUUGCUGCUCGUAAGGAAGAUGGCUGCUCCUCUGGAGCUUUCGGCGGUCCAGCAGGGAGUGAUAGCAUGGCUGGUACAACCAAUCCAGGAGGCCCUCCGCAGAAUUCUUCAGCGUCAGGUGAUCAGAACACAGGCUCUUCCGCUGCUGGGUCUUCGACGACCCCUGCAGCUUUUACACCUGCCGUUUCACCUGCCAACUCUGUCGCUCGUCCUGCAUCUCCGGGGGAUACACCUUCAGAGACACCUGGAGGUGCAACUGGGUCCACGACAUCUGGAACUUCAACCGAUGGUCCCGCCAACAGCAACGCUUCCAACGGAACUCCUGCCAACCCUGCGGGAAGCAGUCCCUCUGGAAACGCAGCUGCAACCACCGGUCCUGCGGAUAGCAACGCAUCUGACAACGGGAGUGCACCUGCGACACCACAGUCCGACCCACCUCCACCUACCACUCCCUCCACUGCGGCAUCUCCGAUCCUAGUUGUCGACGGCACCAGCCCUGUCGCGGACAUCAACGCGUCGGACAGCCUUAAUAGCACACAGGCGAGCGGAAUAGCAGCGUCAUCCACACCCUCAGGUGCAACAUCCCAGACUACCCCAGAUGGUACCGCCAACGGUGGCACGACGCCCCAGACUGCUCCCAAUGGCACCUGUCAACGGUGGUACGACGCCCCAGACCGUCCCAGAUGCUACUAUCAACGGUGGUACGACGCCCCAGACUGUUCCAGAUGCUACUAUCAACGGUGGUACAACGCCCCAGACUGCUCCCAAUGGCAUUGUCAACGGUGGUACGACGUCCCAGACCGUCCCAGAUGCUACUAUCAACGGUGGUACGACGCCACAGACCGUCCCAGAUGCUACUAUCAACGGCGGUACGACGCCACAGGCUGCUCCGGAUGGUACGGCCGCUCCUACCAGCCCAACGGCGUCUACCCCUGGAACAGCGGCCGAUCCCCCUAUUACUGGAACGGGUUGCCCAUCUAAUAUUCUGGACGUUACGGGCGUUGUUUCUGUGAGCGUGGGCAGCGCAGCGACUUGUGAUAGCGUAUAAGUUCCUGUAGCAUUGUAAUGCAGAUGUGUUUCUUGCCACUACUACCGCCAAUAAGGGGGUGUCCCUAAAUGGCAGUCAUGCAAAACA
This is a messenger RNA of Suillus discolor, 1665 nucleotides long. RefSeq lists its product as uncharacterized. The record is from RefSeq and is a predicted model, not a curated record. NCBI's taxonomy places the organism in Eukaryota, Fungi, Basidiomycota, Agaricomycetes, Boletales, Suillaceae. The transcript has 3 exons. The coding region runs from base 285 to 1511 and encodes 408 amino acids.